Messenger RNA from Daphnia carinata, 1487 nucleotides. RefSeq names its product GPI mannosyltransferase 2-like (gene PIG-V). The coding region runs from base 56 to 1486 and encodes 476 amino acids. Gene Ontology annotation, biological process: GPI anchor biosynthetic process. The transcript has 3 exons. Gene Ontology annotation, molecular function: GPI mannosyltransferase activity; alpha-1,6-mannosyltransferase activity. Lineage: Eukaryota; Metazoa; Arthropoda; Branchiopoda; Diplostraca; Daphniidae. Gene Ontology annotation, cellular component: mannosyltransferase complex; endoplasmic reticulum membrane. The record is from RefSeq and is a predicted model, not a curated record.
CAUACUUGAAAUCAUUUCAUCGCGAUCACGGUAUACGGUAAUCGCAAAUAAAAAGAUGUCGGCGCCCAGUUCAAAAAUAAACAAAAAUGUUUUGCCCUCUGGAUUUUUUCAGUUCAUGCUAUACAAUCGUGCAAUUUUGGUUGUUGUCCAAGUUAUUUUUAACCAUCUAAUACCUGAUCAUCAGUCAGAUGGAUUCCAAUCACCCUACAAGCAUUUCACAGUCAAUUCCAGCAUGUUAGAUACAGUUGUGGAAUUCACGUUAGGUGGAUUUUCACGCUGGGAUGGACAGUAUUUUAUUCAUAUUUCAACCUUAGGUUACACCCAUGAAAACUGUCUUGCAUUCUUCCCUGCCUACCCUAUUCUUUUACGUUUCCUAGCUAUUUGCCUUUCUCCUUUUAGUCUCUACACACUCAGUGACUGGAAUAUUACUUUACUUAGCAGUCUUCUCAUCAACAUUCUCUGUUUUACGAUAGCUUCCAAAUAUUUGUACUUGAUCACAGUCAAGUUGUUUAGCAACCCAUAUUUUGCCUUUCGAACAUGGGAGCUUUUCUGUUUUUCCCCAGCAACAAUUUUUUUUCUAGCCCCCUACUCUGAAUCCCUCUUUAGUGCACUCACAUUCGGUGGUAUCUACUACUGCUUGGAGUACAAGUUUCUUCUGGCUAGCAUCUUUUUUUCUGUUUCCACUUUAACUAGAUCCAAUGGUCUUGUAAACUUAGGAUUUUUGCUGUUUUUUGUGGCUAAAGUUGCAUUUCAAACCAAAUGGAAAAACCUGCCGGUUUUAAUUGCAAAAUUUGUAUUAUCAGUGAUUAUCACUGUUGUUCCAUUUCUCUGUUAUCAGUAUUAUGCUUUUAGACUGUUCUGUUUCCACAAUUCUCAUAAUCUCCCUGAAGUCAUUCAUCGACACCUGGUAGACGGGAAUUUUACUGUUCGCGGGGAAAAAAUACCAGUGUGGUGUCACAAAAGUAUCCCUCUUUCGUAUUCAUACAUCCAAUCCCAUUAUUGGAAUGUAGGAUUCUUACGAUAUUUUGAGUGGAAACAAGUACCAAACUUUCUUCUGGCCUUUCCCGUUCUAUUGCUUGUUGUUCUCUAUGCACUAUUCUACGUUAGAGAAAACCUCGACAUUCUAUUUGGUUACAAUCCAUUCAAAAAUGGUCAUUCGCCAUUUCAUCCCAUUUUUCGUCGAGAUGCUGGAGUUUUCGCAGCUCAUUCCAUCUUUCUGGGUCUUUUUACGUUUUUCUUUGCUCACGUCCAGAUCUCAACUCGUUUAAUCGGCUCUUCAUCUCCAGCAUUCUACUGGAUAAUGUGUUGGCUAAUGGAUGAUAAACGCGAAAAACCACAAAGGCCCAACAAUCGCACUCCUAUGGAACAAUUAAGUCUGUUGCGCGAGCAAGACCUUUCAGUUUCGGGAAAAUGUGUACGUUUCUAUUGUUUGUCGUAUGUAAUCGCUGGUACUACUAUGUUUGUCAAUCACCUACCUUGGACUUAAA